AUGGAAACUCAGUGGAAGAGGCAGUCCUCAUUCUGGCUGCUCAUUCUGGGGGCAUCUGCUCUGAGAAAGACCCAGGCAGAUCUUCACAGUCUGCAGUUGCAGUUAACUAUUAUGGCCGCUUAUGGAGACCUUCCAGAUAUCUUCUUUAAUGGCUGUUUGGAUGACCAUCUGAUACUCUCUUAUGAUAGUCAUAGCAAAGAUCUGGUUGUUAAGCUGGACAGAGUCAAUGCACCUAUGCAGAACUUUCUGGUCCAGAAGAACCGAGAAGAAAUGAUGAGAGUAGAGGCUGAGGUCCAGAGGAUGUAUGAGGACAGGAGGCAUUAUUACAACUGGACCCAGGGGAUACAUACAGCUCAGGCCCUUCUAAGAUGUGAGACUGACAAAGGCAUCCUCGUGAAUAGUCUAGUCAGGGUUGCUUUUGAUGGUGAAGAUAUGUGCCAGCUGGAUGAAGAGGAGAAGCAAUGGACUGUCAGGAAACCAGAGGCUGAGGACUUCUGUCCCUUCUGGAAGGACCCCUUCUGGAUCAAGGCAGCUCAAGUGGAUUGUCCCUUUUUCCUAAGUCUUCUCCUGCAAAUUGUCCAUAUGAAAGAAAGAACACCCCCUGAAGUGACUGUAUCCCGCCAUCAUACUUCAGAGGGCAGCACCACCUUGUCCUGCUUGGCCACGGGCUUCUAUCCUCCUUCCAUCUUGCUGCUCUGGAAGAAGAAUGGCAGGCUGGGUAUAUGGGGGCAGGAGAGCUCCAGUGGCACCUUGCCCAAUGCUGAUGCCACCUACUACCUCCAUGUUACUUUGAAAUUGCCACCAGGAGAUACAGGGGAAGGUUAUGCCUGCGUAGUUGAUCACAGUGAGCUAGGGAAGCCAGCUGUGUAUCCUGGUGAGUUUCCCUGGGGAGGGGCAGGGUGA
Messenger RNA from Monodelphis domestica (gray short-tailed opossum), 903 nucleotides. Its product is annotated as major histocompatibility complex class I-related protein 1-like. The record is from RefSeq and is a predicted model, not a curated record. Gene Ontology annotation, biological process: immune response. Gene Ontology annotation, cellular component: external side of plasma membrane. NCBI's taxonomy places the organism in Eukaryota, Metazoa, Chordata, Mammalia, Didelphimorphia, Didelphidae.